AUGAUCUCAGAACUAAUAGCUAAAGAUGAGUCAAACUUUGGUAGCAUUCCAAGAGCAGUAUUUAUAUCUUCUAUAAAAGAUUUUGUGGGUGAACGUCCAAUUAAUCAAAUACUUGAGAAUACUCAGAUACUUUAUAGAAAGUACAGGCUUAUGGAAGCUUCUAUUAAAUCACAACAGGAGUCUUUAGUUGUAAAACUUCCAGAUAUUGAAUCAGCUUUAGAGACAGUUAGAUAUCGCAAGAAGAUACUGGUAGAAAGUACUGCUAAUCAAACAUUCUAUUUCCCCCUGGCUGAUAAUAUCCUUGUUAGGGGUCUAGCUGAACCAUCUGAUAAGAUUUACUUGUGGCUAGGAGCAAAUACGGUCUUAGAAUAUAAUUUGGAUGAAGCUGCUGAUGUCCUGGCUAGUAACCUAGCUGCAGCUGAAAAGACAGUGAAGUUUUAUCAAGACUCACUAGACUUUAUUCGAGAGCAGUUAACAAUCCUAGAUGUAAACACAGCUAGGAUUCACAACUAUGGAGUAACUAUACAGAAGUCUAAGUAA
This is a messenger RNA of Cryptosporidium muris RN66, 540 nucleotides long. RefSeq names its product prefoldin subunit family protein. Gene Ontology annotation, biological process: microtubule-based process; tubulin complex assembly; protein folding. The record is from RefSeq and is a predicted model, not a curated record. Gene Ontology annotation, cellular component: prefoldin complex; cytoplasm. The transcript has 3 exons. The coding region runs from base 1 to 540 and encodes 179 amino acids. Lineage: Eukaryota; Apicomplexa; Conoidasida; Eucoccidiorida; Cryptosporidiidae. Gene Ontology annotation, molecular function: tubulin binding.